Molecule: messenger RNA, 3137 nt
Organism: Armigeres subalbatus
Lineage: Eukaryota; Metazoa; Arthropoda; Insecta; Diptera; Culicidae
Gene: me31B
Product: ATP-dependent RNA helicase me31b
Exons: 7
Coding region: 894-2213 (439 amino acids)
Biological process (GO): P-body assembly; cytoplasmic stress granule assembly; negative regulation of translation
Cellular component (GO): P-body; cytoplasmic stress granule
Molecular function (GO): RNA helicase activity; ATP binding; mRNA binding
Source: RefSeq, a predicted model, not a curated record
UUCCCAUCUUUCACAGCUAGCCGUUCAUUAUACGAUUGUUGGCAUCGAGUAAAGAAGUGCAAGAGAAGACGUGAAUAAAAGUUUACAAGUGAAGAAAUAAAAUCCGAAUUAAAAUAAUCCGCAGGAAUUUAGCAGGCUGCAAAGUUAAGAAAAUCGAAGUUAAACUGUGAAUUACCUGUGCAAAAUUGGAACAGCGCAUACGACUACUCCGAAACCUGCAGGAACAUUUCGGUGUUCAAACCACCAUUUGCGGGAGGCUGUCCCCCUGGUAGUUCGAUUCAGCAGUUGCUUAGAAGCGGUGUCGGUAAAAACUGUGAUCCUAAAAGAAAAAAAAAAGUUCUCUGUCGAAUCAAAAUCGUUGACAAAAAAAAAGACAUUCGAGCAGAACCGAACCCAGCCGACGUUUUGUGUCGUGUUUGAGGAGCUCACCUACCAAUUCAUAGAUGAAAAAUAGCACAUUACUGUACAGAUAAAAAGAAGACUUAUCAACCGUAAUAUUCAAACAAAGUGCAUGGUGUUAAAAAAGUUUUUAAGUGAUAAGAAGAGACGGAAAAUCUAGAACAAACAAAAAAGAAGCAAAGAAGUGAAGAGAACAAGACUUUUAAUUUAUUAUUUAUAUAUUAGCUGUAAAAAGUAAAAUACGAAGCAAAUCAACUUGUAAACAGGUUACACGAAGAAAGGAUCCAACAUUGUGCGAAAAACAGAAGUCAGAAAAAACAGAGUAGUGAACAAAAAGUCGCAGAAAAUCGGUCAUCAUCCACGUAAAUCGUUUUUUACUAUUGGAAAAAGCAAAGCAGUGACGUUUGUAGCAUAUUAAGUGUAAAAAGAAACAAUUUGUAAAAGAAUACCAGUAGUGUUGUAAGCUAAGCUAGACGCACUCUACUACAAUCAACAUGAUGACUGAAACGCUGAAUUCUAAUAAUCACCUCAGCCAGAAAGGCGAGAACAAAAUGGAUGACAUGGGAUGGAAGGCCAAACUCAAACUACCGCCCAAAGAUAAUAGAAUUAAGACAAGCGAUGUAACGGAUACUCGGGGUAAUGAGUUUGAGGAGUUUUGUCUAAAGCGGGAGUUGUUGAUGGGUAUCUUUGAGAAGGGCUGGGAGAAGCCGUCGCCAAUCCAGGAGGCAGCCAUCCCGAUCGCACUAGUUGGUAAGGACAUCUUGGCGAGGGCCAAAAACGGUACCGGCAAAACGGGCGCGUACAGCAUUCCUGUACUAGAGCAAAUCGAUCCGACCAAGGAUUAUAUCCAGGCGCUGAUCAUCGUGCCGACACGUGAGCUGGCACUGCAAACAUCGCAGAUUUGCAUUGAACUCGCAAAGCACAUGCAUAUCCGGGUAAUGGUGACUACUGGUGGUACCAACCUCAAGGAUGAUAUCAUGAGAAUAUAUCAGAAAGUUCAAGUGAUCAUUGCCACGCCCGGCCGUAUACUGGAUCUGAUGGACAAGGAGGUAGCAAAUAUGGCCAAUUGCCGUAUGUUAGUAUUAGACGAAGCGGACAAACUGUUGUCGCAAGACUUCAAGGGCAUGCUGGAUCAUGUCAUAAUGAAAUUGCCAAAAGAGCGCCAGAUUUUGCUGUUCUCGGCGACAUUCCCGCUGAGCGUAAAGAACUUCAUGGAAAAGCAUCUGCGCGAGCCAUACGAGAUCAACCUAAUGGAGGAGCUCACCCUGAAGGGUGUCACCCAGUACUAUGCGUUCGUCCAGGAGCGGCAGAAGGUGCACUGCCUCAAUACCCUAUUCUCAAAGCUGCAGAUCAACCAAUCGAUCAUCUUCUGCAAUUCGACACAACGUGUCGAACUGUUGGCGAAAAAGAUCACCGAGCUCGGCUACUGCUGUUAUUACAUUCACGCCAAGAUGCAGCAAGCGCACAGAAAUCGCGUUUUCCAUGACUUCCGAUCCGGGCUGUGCCGGAACUUGGUCUGCUCCGAUCUCUUCACGCGUGGUAUCGAUGUACAGGCUGUGAACGUUGUUAUUAAUUUCGAUUUCCCCAAGAUGGCGGAGACCUAUCUGCACAGAAUUGGUCGAUCCGGACGUUUCGGACAUCUCGGUAUCGCCAUCAAUCUGAUCACCUACGAAGAUCGUUUUGAUCUUCACCGCAUCGAGAAAGAGUUGGGUACCGAAAUUAAGCCUAUACCGAAGGUGAUCGAUCCUGCCCUUUAUGUGCCUCGACCGGAGGAUCAAAACAGCACAGAGGAAGAACAAAACAUUAGCAAAUAAGCCACUAUUAGUUCCACGUAAUCUACGCAGUCUUGUGGUACAACGCACGACACCGGCGAAUGCUUUGCAUAAUUCCCCUUCUUUCUACCUGACCGAUGGAUAGCAUAGUAUUUUUUUUUGCGGAUAUUUGAUUGAACUCUUAAAUUCUUUCUUUUGUCCGCAGAACGUUUCUUAGGAAAUUUUCCUCCGUCAAAUAGAAAGUGUAGCUCUGCAGCUGCCAAGUACAAACACGCAACUGGCAAUAAAUGUUUAUAAGGGAACGUUUUGUUGGAAAAGGAUAAAACUUUAAUUUACGCAACAAAAUAUCCUCAAAUUUUAAAGUACUAUACAAUCGCGCGAGAAAGGUUUUUUUUAAAGAGGGAAUGUAUAAAUAAUGUUAGAAGUGUUUUUGAGAAAAUCGCGUAAACGAACGUGUUGAGACCAAAAAUUGCGUGGAUUCGACCAUCGCCACUGCGUAUAUUAGAGGAAACAAGGAGCAGAAAAAGCAUUUUUUUGUAUUUCGACUAAAAUGGUAGACAAAGCUAACAUCCGGAAGCAGGGAAACAUUCGUCGAAGACGAAUGGGCUCAGUGGCAUACGUUCAGCAUCAAUCAGUGAACAGAUUACGAACCAAUAUCUGUAUAUAGAAAAUUAAGAAGAAACAAAAACGUCGACGAAUGAGAUGAAUCAUCGAGCUCACCACGAAAGUACCGUGUGCAAUUUCGCUUCCAAUCUACCAAUCUGCAAUGUGCAUUUCUUGCAGACUAAAGGGAUCAUUUGAAGUCGAUUAACCAGAAGAACUACCGUAAAACUAAACGAGAGUGCCGGAGCUGCUUUACAAACAUGCGAGACGAACUAAUAUUGGUCAUGAAGCCAGAGUCAAGUUUUUUAAAUAGUGAAGAAUUAAAAAAAAGGGGAAAUUGAAAUAUACAUAAACUACAUAGAA